Messenger RNA from Exophiala aquamarina CBS 119918, 1728 nucleotides. RefSeq lists its product as uncharacterized. Lineage: Eukaryota; Fungi; Ascomycota; Eurotiomycetes; Chaetothyriales; Herpotrichiellaceae. Gene Ontology annotation, molecular function: transmembrane transporter activity. The record is from RefSeq and is a predicted model, not a curated record. The coding region runs from base 1 to 1728 and encodes 575 amino acids. The transcript is spliced from 3 exons. Gene Ontology annotation, biological process: transmembrane transport.
AUGGCAGGAUCAACUAGAUCUUCUACGGUCCAUGGAGACUCAGACCAGGAACCUGAGCAUUACAAUGAGAAAAACGCCGUUGAUGAGGCUCCUGGCCAAAAGCAAUCAGUUCUUGGAAUUGCGGGCCAGGACCUGACAGCAACAGGUCAGGACGCCUCUCAGCCUGAACGCGCAGAUGGCAAGGUUGAGCUCACCGAGGACGAUGCCUACGAUAAGCUGGGCUACUCUCUACCUGAGUGGCGGAAAUGGUCUAUCUUGGUACUGAUUCUCCUGAUUCAGACUUCAAUGAACUCCAAUGCAUCGAUGUACGGCUUUGCCGUCGAGGGCAUCUCCGAGGAGUACGGAGUUUCCGAGACCAAGGCUAGACUCGGUCAAGCAAUAUUCCUCAUAUUCUAUGCCAUCGGAUGUGAACUGUGGGCACCUUGGUCCGAGGAACUUGGGCGUUGGCCCACCCAACAGUUAUCUCUCUUUCUGGUGAACAUCUGGCAAAUUCCAAGCGCGCUAGCUCCAAAUUUCGGCACGAUACUUGUGGCACGAGCCCUUGGCGGCCUUUCAACAGCUGGAGGCUCAGUCACUCUUGGUGUUAUCGCUGACCUGUAUCAAGCAGAAGAUACGGGAUUUCAGUACGCUGUCGCUUUCGUCAUCCUCUCUUCCGUCGGCGGCGCGCCCGCGGGCGCGGUGAUAGGAGGAUUUGUCGGACAAUACCGAGAAUGGUAUUGGAUUUUCUGGACUCUGCUCAUUAUGGGCGGUAUCGUCCAAGUCGCGCAUUUCUUCCUCGUCCCAGAAACUCGCGCCACAAUUCUUCUAGACCGCGAAGCAAAGAAACGACGCAAGAAUGGCGAGCACAAUAUAUAUGGUCCUAAUGAACUUAAGCCUUUCAAAGAGCGCUUCAGCUGGAAAGAGGUCGGCAAGAUCUGGUGGCGCCCGUGGUUGAUGUUUUUCACAGAGCCCAUCGUGCUAUUCCUCUCACUUCUGUCCGGGUUUUCGGACUCUCUCAUCUUCACCUUCCUCGAAGCUUUCACACCUGUGUUUGAACAAUGGGACUUCGAGACCUAUCAGAUAGGUCUUUGUUUCUUAUCCUCCUUGAUCGGUUACGUUAUUGCAUACUUCACCUAUCUCCCUGUGAUUUGGCACCACAAUCAGACGCGCAAGAAAAAUCCAGACCUUCUUUCCCCCGAGAGCCGUCUCUGGUGGCUCUUGUUCUUGGCACCGUUGCUUGCAAUUGGCUUGAUGGGCUUCGCAUGGACGUCCCUUGGCCCGCCUCGAGUCCACUGGAUCGCACCGCUCAUUUUUACCGCGAUCGUCGGCAUUGCCAACUACUCUGUGUAUAAGUCGAGCAUUGAUUAUAUGAUUGCCGCUUAUGGACCGUAUGCAGCAUCAGCGACUGGCGGAAAUGACUUGGCUAGAGACCUCCUGGCCGGUAUUGCUGCAUUGUACGCUCAUCCAUUCUAUGAGAAUGUGGGACCUGAAGACCGAAAAUUGGUCUAUCCCUCGGUCGUGCUGGCCUGCUUGGCAGUUCUUGUGAUCAUCCCCGUGUACUAUUUCUACUUCCGAGGCGAAAAGCUCCGCAUGAAGAGCAAGUUCGCACAAGAGCUAGAGAUUGGAAGGAGAAAGAGAAUGGAGAAGAGAAGAAGCACUGCGGCAGCUAUGCGGGGCAGCGUUGCAGAGAAAGGCCAGCAGCGUGCAAGUGGCCCUGCUGCUGCUGAUCGCCAGGUCGAGCACGUGUAA